Messenger RNA from Myxocyprinus asiaticus (Chinese sucker), 5208 nucleotides. RefSeq names its product reticulon-4 receptor-like 1 (gene rtn4rl1a). Lineage: Eukaryota; Metazoa; Chordata; Actinopteri; Cypriniformes; Catostomidae. Gene Ontology annotation, cellular component: plasma membrane. Bases 505 to 1851 code for a protein of 448 amino acids. The transcript is spliced from 3 exons. Gene Ontology annotation, molecular function: protein binding. The record is from RefSeq and is a predicted model, not a curated record.
CCGGGCGUCUGUCCGAUAACGACCCGAGCAUCUCUGGCAUCCAACGCAUUUAAUAAUUAGAGCAUUAUAGCCGCGCUGUAGUCGUCGUAAAAGUGGCAUACUGGUAGAUUUUGUACCACAUCGUUGUUUUCUCGUAACAUCGACUGACAUUAUGAAACUUUAAAUAGUCUUUAUGGCUAUGUGAAAGGUUCCUGAGGCAAUUAUAAGUGCUUACUGAAACCUAUACGAAACAUUUUUGGUUCAAAUCAUUCGAAGUGAAAAUUUCUUCUCAUCACGAGCUUGGGGAUCGUGCGAUUUCAACGUCGGCGAUGUUAUUUUCCAUUUUAAUCGAUACAUGAGACCUGAGGUCAAGAAUUUGCGUAUUUGAUGUGGAUUGCCUCACUUUGAAGAUAACUCAAACAGCUCAAACUUUUAUCACAUAUGACACGGAUUAUUAAAGAUGAGAUGCUUAUUUUGACUAUUACAUUGGAGUAAAGGGCAGAGCAUCAUCACCGCACCUUCAGGAUGUUCAAGCGAGGCUGUGGUCUAGAGUUUCUCCUGGUGCUGUGCGGUUUAGAGUUAACCCAGGCAUGUCCCCAUCACUGCAUCUGCUACGACUCUCCCAGCACGGUGAGCUGCCAGGCUCACAACUUCCAAGUGGUUCCGGAGGGAAUCCCAGCCCAGAGCGAGCGCGUCUUUCUGCAGAACAACAAGAUCCAGCGACUGCUCCAGGGCCAUUUCAGCCCGACCACUGCCAUGCUUUGGCUGUACUCCAACAACAUCUCAUACAUCCAGCCCUCCACGUUCAUGGGCUUUACCCGCCUGGAAGAACUCGAUCUGGGGGACAACCAUCACCUCCGCUCAUUGGCCUCUGACACAUUUCAGGGCCUGACUCGACUCCAUGCCCUGCAUCUCUACCACUGUGGCCUAAUCAGUCUGCCUACUGGGUUAUUUGAGGGGCUGCACAACCUGCAGUACCUCUAUUUACAGAACAACCAGCUGGAGUUUCUUGAGGAUGACAUGUUCAUUGAUCUACUCAAUCUCAGCCACUUAUUUCUGCAUGGAAAUCGCCUGUGGAGCCUCCACCAGAACACUUUCCGCGGCCUCGGGGCACUAGAUCGCUUGCUACUCCAUCAAAACCGACUCCAGUGGGUCCAUACACAGGCUUUCCACGACCUGCGUCGCCUGACAACCCUCUACCUGUUCAACAACUCUUUACCUGAGCUGCCAGCCGAGAGCUUGGCUCAACUACCCGCACUGGAGUACCUGCGUCUCAAUGACAACCCUUGGGAGUGUGACUGCAAGGCCGUGCCACUCUGGGAUUGGCUGCGGCACUUCCGUGGCUCCACCUCUGCAUUAAUAUGCGUGGCUCCACCAGAACUGGCAGGAAAGGAUCUAAAGCGGUUAACGAAAGAGGAACUACCUUCUUGUACGGGCUCAGAGUCCCUCCAUCAGAGCAAAUCCAGCAACCAAGGGGACAUAGGGGUGUCACUAAAGAAAGAACAUAAUCACCGAUCACACAAUCAUCAUCAUCCUCACCUGCCACAUCAAGAUCAAUACUAUACCACUUCCCCGUCACCUCUUCCACGGCCGCCCAAAUCUGGCCGACACAGAAACUGCACAAGGCAUCGUGGCCGCAAGAGUAAUGGUCAGAAUGAGGUGUAUAACCUCAAGGAGUUAGCCAAUAAGGAGUCUGAUGAAAAAUAUGACCCUUUAAAGCCUAAACUAAAGAACAAGUGCAUCCCACGGACUUCAGUGGGGCCCCCUAGUGGUGUGCAAAGGGCAAACAGCAAGGCGGUGUCCCUCUUUGCACCUCGUUACAUCAUCCCUGUUUGCUUAUUGGUGUCUCUCACUGCCCUUAUUUUCCGCUGAGCCCAUGGAAGUCUCUAUUAAUGGUUUUACCGUAAAGUCAGCCCUCUGUCUACUCUGGCUCCUAACACUUUUGUGUGUGAGUGUGUGAAUGUGUGCAUACGUGUGUAUGUGUGUGCAUGUGAACAAAUGUGUGCGGUACCUUGGCGAGCCCAUGUUGAGGAACAGAGGACUUGUAUGAACUUGCCGGCCUGGAAUAAAACUGGAGGUUAAAACAAACUCUGGGGUUUGAGGACUCAAAGAGAAAAGACACCAAAUGGAAUCCUCAAUAGUAUGCCUCCAUUUUUACACCUGUCUCAAAAUCGUGGGCCCUGUCUCUUUAUUUCCUGUUGCUCCUGACAGAUUAACUUGAUCUAUAACCAGGGAGUAUACAAUAACAGAAGAAGAUCAUCUUAUUUGCAUUUGUUCAGUGCAUUCAAUUUUCAUUACACCUCUGCAGAAUCAUUAGCUGCCCACUGUGGUCAAAAUCAGCACCAUUAAAACCUUAAUGUCCCUGCCCUACCUUUAGACCUGUAAACAGGCUAUGGCCCAGGCUCUCAGCAGGGGGAAAAGUGUGAGCCAAAUACAUAAACCAACCAAUAUGGCAGAUGUACACGUGUGAGCUGCUGGACUAAUGUGUUUCUCAACAGUUUCUGAGGGAGGGUUGAUAACACAUUGAGUAUGUGACAAGUUAAAUAGAUAAGCACUCAAGAGAGGUAUGGUGUUUUAUUGUUAUAAGCAGGGGCGCAUUAACACACGGGUGAAAUCUAGACGCAACAGUGAAAGCCAUCCGUGUAGAGCAUCUUUUGCGCCUUUGGUUAUAAGAUUGAUUUUUUUAUUACAUAGGCUAAAUAUUUUAACCAUUGUUUUGGUUGCAAGAUUCGCACAUUAGAUUCUGCUGUUCUGAAGCUGCUAUGUUUGUACUCUGAGGUCACUAAGAGAAAGUAAAGUUUUUAAAAGUGUACGAAAGAUUAUGGGAUGUCUCUGGGUUUGUCUGUCUAUGUGUGUUCUAUAUUUGUUGAUUGUAUCUUGAGCAUAGUAUUUUGGAAUGAAAAGCAGAGGGCCAAAUUUUUCUAAAGACAUAAAAAGUUCAAGUGAGGCUCGUCCAAAAAGCGUAGCGUGUUAUCUGUCACUUGGUCACAAUAGUUUGCUCUUUUCUAACCUAACAAGGUCAACAUGAAACGGCAUUCGCAAAUCAUUUAACUUCCAUAACGUGAGAUUUCAGUGUGAAACAGGAUAUUUAACUAGAAAAGAAUACAGGGAUAGAACUUUGUUUUAUCCAUUAGGAAUUUAAUGGAAAAGGUAGUGAAUAAUUGUUUCUAUCAUUGCGCGACCCUGCGAACACAUGCAUGGACGUUGUAUUUCAGUUUCGCUAUACACAACGCAAGAUUUAAAUUCAUUUAAACAGACUGAUCUCAGUUCAGAAGACUCUGGGCUGUCAGUAAAGGGAUAAACAUUCGAAGCACGGAGUCAUGUGACAAAACAUGGCCCCGAUCACAGCAGAGUUUGUCUUUGGGUGAAACGCCAACAAUACUACAUCUGGUAAGAAUCCUAAUUAAGUUUUUUCAUUGAAACCUGUUUGAGUCAAAAGAUUAGAGUCUCUAGUUUAAUCCAAUAUGCCAUUUUUAAAAUUUGAACAAUUUAUCGCAAAACACCACGCUGCUAAAUACAAUGUACACAAUAGUUUACAAUACCGCUAUUUUUCCUUAGAAAUCCUAUAUUUACUGUGCAUUAUCACAUUGAGAAUCAGUGGGUUCAUCUAAAGCUACAAAAUGUUGCUUUCAGAGGCUUUAUAUGGAGUUAGGAUGAAAAUUAUGUGCAUUUCAAACUGUUCUGAGACCAGUGCAGACAGCACACUGGAGAUUAAGUAAUUUACUAAAUAGGGAUCAAGGGAGCAUCCUAUAGCUUUCCUAUGCAGCCAAGUGCAUUCACUCCUAACAUGAUGUUUGGACCACUCAACAUGUUUGGCAGACAUGGGACAAUGGUAAUCAGUACAUAGAUUCAGAAUUAAAAUGUAUAAUUUUAUUUGAACAUGGUUGGCAGUGAUUUGAUGAUGCUGGCCAUUACUUUGAAUCAGAAUUAUUUAUGCUAAAUGCUUCAGCACUGGCUAUAAAUUGUUUGUUUGACUGUGCAAAGAGAUAAAAUUGAGAUUUUUUUUUUUUUUUUUUUUGCCAAAGUAGAAAAAAACAAAAACGUAACAUAAAAGUAAAAUCGAGUAAAAUCAGUUUUAUUUGUGUUUUUCACAAUACACAUUGUUCCAAAGCAGCUUUACAGAAAAUCAGCUGUAAUGUCUCAAAAACAUAAAUAAAUCAACACUCCUGGAAGAAUAAUAAACAAUUUCUAUGGCUUGGUAUCAUUUAAAAUUGUACAACUUAGUCCUGCUGUCCACAUAUGUGAACAUAAAUUUGUAGUAAACCUUUUUUUUAUUUUUUUUUUUUAUGUUUUUUAGGUGCUACUUAGGAAAAUGUACACAUCAGUCACACUUGGGUCUCAAGAGCCUGUGUGACAGAUGAUUGGAAAGGGAUAGAAAAAUAAGAGGGCUUGGUGAUGUCAGACAAAAAAGUAUGUUGUUUUAGAGAAGGACCAAAUUAUACAGUUUGAUGCAAAAGACCUUUUUUUUAUUUAUUUAUUUUUUUUUUUUAUUUGGAACAAUAUGCACCAAUGUAUCAUUCACAAAAAGACCAGGAAUGUGUUAGUAAUUUUGAUUUCACGUUGACUAAUAUAUAUAUAUAUAUAUAUACAUGGUACACUCAGAGAAAUUUAACAGGAGGACUCAAAAGCGGGGAAAUUUAGAAAGCCACAAUGGACACUGCAAGAUCUGCAGUAGAGUUACAGAAUGAUCCUUGCAGUAAAUUGAGGAACAAAUCAGUCACUCACAUUCUCUGAUCCCUCCUACUGUUGAGCCAUAGAAUGAAAUGUCUGUACUGGAAUACUAUAGCAAAUUGUCAAAGAAUAGUCACAGAGCUCCCUUUUGGACAGGUGGGGCAAUAGCACUUUCCCGCUUCCUUCCCUUGAAAGACUUUCUACCUUUUGAAGAUGAUUUAAAAGCGAACCUAGAAUAUUAUGACAUGUCCAUUGUUGACAUUUAUUUGUUUGAGAAUAUUUGUCACUUGCUAAAAAAGAACUGUGUCACCAUCUGUGGGGACGGAGGAAGUUAUUUUGUAUUCAUGUACUCUUUAUUUUUAUAUUUGUUUGCCUGCAAAAUGCCAUUUUUGACAUACAAAGUGCACCAUACUAACACCUUUAUAUUGUCUUCCUCAGUAUGUCCUUCCUCCCUUUCUUUCUCUUCUCUCAUGACUCCAACUUUCUGUCUGUUGUUAUUAUCUAACACCACCAGACUCAGAAGCUGUUUCUUAAGAACAUUAAAGAGAAAUGUGGUUA